Pyrus x bretschneideri (Chinese white pear) is the source of this 1472-nucleotide messenger RNA. RefSeq names its product ankyrin repeat-containing protein BDA1. The record is from RefSeq and is a predicted model, not a curated record. Lineage: Eukaryota; Viridiplantae; Streptophyta; Magnoliopsida; Rosales; Rosaceae. Gene Ontology annotation, molecular function: protein binding.
AUGGAGGCAAGGCUAUUUGACACUUCUCAGACGGGAGACGGGGAUGUCCAACUUUUGCAUCAAUUGCUGGCAGGGAAUCCACUUCUACUCCAUAGCCUUGCGCUAACUUCCACAGAGAAUCCUUUACAUGUUGCUUCGAUUGCUGGGCAUGUCGACUUUGUCAAGGAGAUUGUGAGGUUGAAACCAGAUUAUGUUGAAGAAAUGAACCAGGAUGGUUUUAGCCCCAUGCAUAUUGCAUCUGCCAAUGGGUAUUUGGAAAUUGUAAUGGAGAUGCUGAGAGUUGACUGGAGACUAUGCCGGCUACAUGGAAGAGAUGAGUGGACUCCUCUUCAUUAUGCCACUAGCAGAGGGAGGGUAGACGUGGUUAGAGAAAUGGUCUUGGCUUGUCCAGAAAGUGUUGAAGAGGUGACCGUACAAGGGGAGACUGUUAUUCACCUUGCUGUUAAGUGCAGCCAAUUUAAAGCAAUUAAAUUUUUGGUGGAACCGGUUGCAGAAACGAACAAGGUGAACAUCCUGAAUAUGAAGGAUAAGCAUGGCUACUCGGUUCUCCAUCUAGCAACCUGUAAAAACCAGCAUCAGGUGGGGGAAGGAUUGGUUGGCAAUGAAACAAUUGCAGGAGCCUUGGAAGUAAAUUCUGUAAACAAUAGGGGUCUCACAGCUUUGGAUCUGGUCUUUCCAAAUGAAACCGGUGAUUGGGAAAUGGAGGCAAUCCUUCAUGGUGCUGGAGCUUUGAGAGCUGGAGAUAUAGUCAACUCUGGUGUCCAAUUGUUCAAUUCUCAUAGCCAUAGCGAGAACCACACGGCACCAGAGACUCCUCAGUUGCAGCAGGAGCAGCAGAAGACAAAUUGGUGGGAAUUCUUCCAGUUCAAAAAGGGCAGAGACUGUCCUAGAGAUGCACGUACCGCUCUGCUAGUUGUUGCUUCACUAGUGGCUAUGACCACCUUUCAAGUGGGACUCAACCCUCCAAAUGGAACUUGGCAGGACAGUAGUGACGUGAAUAAUAAAGGGACUGGCAGCAGCAAUGAACCAGUACACUUGGCAGGAAGGUCCAUCAUGGGUUCUUAUAGUGAAGUUUCAUUCGUCGUUUUUGUGGUUCUCAACUCAAUUGGAUUUUACUUCUCUCUUUACACGAUGAUCAUCCUCACAACCAAUUUCCCUCUCCAGUUGGAGCUUCAAAUCUGCAUCAUAGCGGUAUACACCACCUACGGCACUGCGGUUGUCAACAUUGCGCCAUCAUAUAACAGCUGGCUCUUUAUCACCGUGUUCACAUCGGUUUUGCCUUUUUUGGUCGGACUUGCUGCCAAAUGGGCUAGACACCCUGUCACAAUCUGGCUUACAAAACCUCUCGGGAAAUGGAUCCAUCGGUUCUUUGAAUUAAUUGGGUUAUAAAAUUAUUAUUGUAAAUUGUUAUUGAAGGCUUCUUGUACAAUAAUGUGGAAAGAAAACAAAAUAAACAAGAAACUUUGAACUGA